AUGGAAAGAAAGCCUUCUGAUACUCCUCCUUCUGAGAACCCGAUUAUUAAACGAGAAAGAGAGAUUAAAGAGGAAAUUUUAAGGCAUUUUAGUUUAGAAGAAAGUGAAAUUGAAACUCUUCUUCCCCAAAUAUCUUAUGUAGGAGAUAGCUAUCCUGACCUUUUUAAACCAGAAACUAGUCUAGAAGAAAAACUUGCUAUCAGCACUCAAAUAAUUAAAAAUCACAAAGUAAGAUCUUUUACUAAUAUUCCUACUUCCGUCGCUGAAUUUUCUCAAAAAGUUCGACAAAUAUUUAAAGAAAAAGAAACUUUCUUAAUUUUAAGUCUUUGUCCGCACAAAUCCGAUGGUAUUGUUGAUAAAUUAUCAAAAGAGCCAAAUUAUCAAUUCAACUACUUCGCUUUUGAAAUUCCUUCAAGCUUAACAGGAGUUGGAGAAAAAGUUGCUUUUGCUAUAUUAGAUACUGAUUGA
Funneliformis geosporum is the source of this 468-nucleotide messenger RNA. NCBI's taxonomy places the organism in Eukaryota, Fungi, Glomeromycota, Glomeromycetes, Glomerales, Glomeraceae. The record is from the annotation of a GenBank genome assembly.